AUGAGCAGCGGCGGCAAGGUCACGGGAGGGAGAAAAGGCAAUAAUAAUGAGAUUCCGACAGGGUCUAGGAAAAUAGUACAGAGCUUGAAGGAAAUCGUGAACGCCCCCGAGGCUGAGAUCUACGCUAUGCUUAAAGAGUGUAAUAUGGAUCCUAACGAAGCCGUUAAUCGCCUCCUCUCUCAAGAUCCUUUUCACGAGGUAAAGAGCAAAAAGGAAAAGAAGAAAGAGACAAGGGAUGUACCGGAUUCCCGGAUGCGUGGUGGUAAUAACACAUACAACCGUGGUGGGAGAGGUGGUUCUGAUCGUUAUGCUGGACGAAGUGGAUCUACCCAUUUCAACUCUACUGAUUCUGGAAACUUCCAGGGAAAAUCUACAAACAAGAAAGAAAGUGGGACUCAGGGUUACACAAGCUCUUGGUCUUCUGCAUCUGGAGUGGCAAACCACCAUCAGACACCACAAAGUGAUUCUGUUGUCACGGAAAAUAAAUUGCCACCACCUGCUGUCUCGAGCGAUGGUAUAUCAGCAUCACAGCCUGCUUCUGGAUAUCAUCAAACUCCAUGGUUUGGAGCUCCAGGCCAGAGAUCUAUGGCUGACAUUGUAAAGAUGGGUAGACCACAGAACAAGACGACAACAAACUCACAACGUAAUGUCAAUAUGCGUUCUGAGAUUAAUCACGAGCAUGAAGCUAAUGCAAAUCAUCAGGUCCCUGUUAAAGAUGAAUGGCCGACGAUUGAGAAGCCACUGGCUCCUCCGAGCACAGCUUCUGUAUCAGUAGCACCAGCAGAGUCAGAGGUAUGCGGUGGUACAGCUGAUUUUCAAUCUGAGAGAGUAGAUCAACAACAUCUGAGGGACCGUUUAGAAAAUAUACAUUUAGCAGGAAGUGGCCCUUCUAAAGAUCUUGGAGUGGAUCAUGUGCAACCUGGCUCUGUUGGAAAUGUCCAAGAAGAAGACUCAGGAGUUUCGUCUGAAGCUAAUGAUAAUCAGUACACAUAUGAGACGCAGAGCCAUCCUGUGGAACACCACAAAGAAGAAGAUGAGGUUUCAUCUGGUUCAGCCGACUUUCAACAACGAACCGUAGAUAGUCAUGACCAAGAAGCCUCGCAUGAAGAGGAUAGACGUGCUGUUGUUAUUCCAAAACAUUUGCUAAUCCAUACAGAAGAGUGCUCGGAAUUAAGUUUUGGAAGCUUUGGAGGUUUUGGGUCAAGGCCUUUGAGCAAAAAUGUAGAAGAGACUCCUGAUGUAGCUCCACAGGCACAGAUGGAACAUUCAGAUGCUAGAAAUACUGAGUUCUAUGGAGAUGAACGUCUUGGAAGUACAGUUAAUGGAAGUAUGGGCCACGCACCUGCAGCUGGAAAUUAUGAUGAUUCUUUGGAAUCUAGGCGAGAGGUUCUGAAGCAAGAAAACCCUGAGGGUGUUCAAGAGAACCAGUACACAUUUGCUCAGUCCGAGCCAGAGUAUGCUAAGCAGCAGCAGCUGAAUACUGCAUAUGAUGCGUCACAGACAAAUGCUCAGAAUCAAAUGCAGAAUCUUGCUUCGUUAUCAAAUGUGAUGCAGGGAUACCCACACUCAGAUCCUAACAGCCUAUUGGCACAAACAGCACAGAGGGAGCUUGAAUUACAGUAUUCCGCUUUUGCACAGUCUAUGCAGUCAAGAAAUAGCAACACUGCUUCUUCACUUGGUGGCCAAAGCAUUUCCAUGCCAGAGGCGCUUCGAGGCAGUGGAAUCCCAACGACGCAGCAAAACUUACAAGGUGCUGCUAAUAUAGCCACUGGACCAGCACUUCCUCAACAGCUUCCAAUGCAUCCUUACUCUCAACCAACAAUGCCGCUAGCACACUUUGCAAACAUGAUUAGUUAUCCUCUAAUGCCUCAGAACUAUCCCUACAUGCCAUCCGCUUUCCAGCAAGCCUAUGCUGGUAACAGCUCAUAUCACCAGCAACUAGCUGCUGCGUUGCUUCCUCAGUACAAAGCCAAUCUCUCUCCCAGUAAUUUGCCUCAGUCUGCAACAGCGCCUGCGUCCGCUUAUGGAUUUGGAAACUCCACCAACGUUGGAUCUGCUGGAAACUUCCCUCUUAAUCAACAGUCUGCUCCUACCGGUUAUGAAGAUGUUCUGAGUUCUCAAUACAAAGAGAGUAAUCAUCUCUUAGCACUUCAACAUCAGCAGCAGCAACAGAAUGAAAACUCGGCAAUGUGGCAUCACGGUCAUGGCUCUCGGACCAUGUCAGGUGUCCCGGAAAUGUCGCUCGAGCGCCAGCAGCAAAACCCUAGAGAUGGUGCGGGGGUUCAGGUUGGUCAGCAGCCCUCGGAUCAAACCCAGCAGAUGUGGCAAAACUCUUACUAA
Messenger RNA from Eruca vesicaria subsp. sativa (arugula), 2340 nucleotides. The record is from the annotation of a GenBank genome assembly. Lineage: Eukaryota; Viridiplantae; Streptophyta; Magnoliopsida; Brassicales; Brassicaceae.